AUGAACGAUAACAAACGUAAAAAUAGUGGUUCGAUUGCAACAUGGCUAGAAAAACGAUCCAAGACAACGAUCCAAGACACACGUACAAAUAUGAUGAAUGAUCCGAUUCCAAUUGCUGUAUCUUCUGUAACACAGGUACAUCUGAAUCAACAAUCACCGAAUGAACCUACUACAACUCAUUUUUCAAUGACAACUGAAUUAAGUAAUGAUAUUGGUGAUUAUUUAGAAAAAGGUAGUCAAACUGACCAUGUAAAAGCAAGGUUUUUAGAAGCACCUAAUGUUCCUGAUAAUAAUUUUCUAUACCCUUUUAGUUUGCAUAAUAAAAAAGGUAAACAAGAAAAAAGAUACCUCAAAAGGGAUCAUUUUAUUCAGUAUAAAUGGCUUGUAUAUUCACAAAAAAAAGGUGGUGUUUUUUGCAAUUAUUGUGUUUUUUUUGCAAAUAAAGGAGGAAAAGAUAAAAAUGUAACUCUAAAAAGUUUGGUAACUGUACCUCUUGAUAAAUAUGCCAAAAUAUUGGGUGAAACUGGUGAUUUUAGCAAACACAGUAAAAACUUAUACCAUAUAAAUGCAACACAAAUGGCCAAUGAUUUUUUAAUUUGCUAUAAAAAUCCGGAAAAAGAAAUUAUUAAUGUAAUUAAUAGUACUAGGUUGAAGCAAGUUACUGAAAAUCGAGCCAGAUUAAAACCGAUUGUUGAAUCAGUGAUUUUUCUUGGGCGACAAAACAUUCCUUUACGUGGCCAUCGUGACCAAGGCAGCUUGAUAGGUAAUGAGCAGAAUAAAAAUAAUUUAUCUGUAGUAAACGAAGGAAAUUUUCGUGAGCUAUUAAGGUUUCGGAUACUAUCAGGAGAUACAGUUUUACAAAAUCAUUUGGAAACAACUAGUGCAAAGGCAACAUAUAUCUCACACACAUCUCAGGAAGAAAUUAUACAGUGCUGCAAAGAAGAAAUUUUAUUUCAAAUAAUGGAAAAUAUAAGAGAAAGCCAAUAUUUUUCAAUAAUAUUUGAUGAAACUACAGAUAUUUCUCACAUUUCUCAAAUGAGUUUAAGUUUAAGAAAUAUAGAUAAAGAAAAUAAGGUUCAUGAACGGUUUAUUGGCUUCAUUAACUGUCAUAACUAUGUAUAUACAAACCAUAAUGAAUUAGAUGUAAUAGAGCCUUGUACAAAUAUAAAUUUAGAACCAAAACUGACUGGUGAGAUAUUAGGCAAUACUGUAGUUAGUGUUUUAAAAGACAUGUCACUGCAUUUGGAUGACUGUAUUGGAAUUGCAACUGAUGGAUGUGCUGUAAUGACAUCUGUAAUAAGAGGUGCCGUUCAACACAUUCAAAAGAGCUGUGUCAACGCUGUUCAUAGUCCAUGUUCUAAUCAUGCCUUAAAUUUGUCAAUCUCAAAAUCCUCCAAUGUACAACUGGUAAGAAAUAGCAUGGGCAUCAUCAAAGAAGUUUUAUCAUUUUUUAAUUUAUCUUCGAAACGCAAUUUUAUUUUGAAAAAUAAUCUCAGAGGUCAAAAACGAACAAUUACUUCUUUAUGUGAGACUAGAUGGAUUGAGCGGCACGAUAGUAUAUUUGAAUUUCAAACAAACCUGAAAGAAAUAGUUGAUAGUCUUAUAAAUAUUUCAGAAUGGGACGACCAUGUUUCAUCAUCAAAAGCCAAAACUUUGAUUUUUUCUAUAUGUAAUUGUGAGUUUAUUGUGACAUUAUUUACUGUUACAAGUAUAUUAAGCAUUACUUCAGCGGCUAGUAAAUUAUUACAAAGUGUGACACAAGAUGUUGCUUCUGCCACUAAUUGUAUAAAUGACAUUAUAAAGACCCUAAAUGACAAACGCACUAAUUGUGAUGUGCAAUUUAAAAAAGUAUUUGAAGAAAGUAAAAAUGUAAUGACUGAGUUAGAUGUAGAAAUUAAGCAACCAAGAAUUGUAAAAAAACAAAAUCAAAGGUGUAAUACACCAGCCAAUUCUAUUGAAGAAUAUUACCGUAGAAUAUUAUUCAUACCUAUUAUUGAUAAUGUGUUAGAAGAUAUCAGAUACCGUUUCUUGAAUGACAAAAACAAAACAAUUUCCUUGCUAAUGCAACUCAUUCCAUCAAACACAAUUAAAAUGUCUUCAGAAACUAGUGAUGAAUUAAUUCAAACAGUCGGUGACCAGUAUGCAUUCCUUAAUUUUAAUACAUUCAUGUUCAGAGGUGAAUUAGAAUUAUGGAAGACUAAAUGGACCACACAAAAGAAUGAAGGAUUAAAUAUUCCAAAUGAAGUGUUUUCUGCUUUUGAUGAAUGUUCUAACAUAUUUUUCCCAAGUAUAAAAAAACUAUUAUUGGUCUUAGGUACACUUCCUGUCAGCGUUGCUACUGCAGAGCGUAGUUUUUCCACUCUUAGAAGGUUGAAAACUUGGAUAAGAAGUGAAAUGGGCCAAAGUAGAUUAACGGGUUUGGCGCUUUUGCAUAUACACAGGCAGCUUCCGUUAAACGUAGACAAGAUAAUAGACCGCUUUGCUAAGAAUAAAAGAUGUUUAGAUUUUGUUAUAUAA
Macrosiphum euphorbiae (potato aphid) is the source of this 2517-nucleotide messenger RNA. NCBI's taxonomy places the organism in Eukaryota, Metazoa, Arthropoda, Insecta, Hemiptera, Aphididae. The record is from the annotation of a GenBank genome assembly.